AUACACAGAUAGGAGGUUUGAAGUGUCAGGUUACCUGGACUUUAGUUUUGUUUUGUCAGCAGGGCUUGGUCAUUAAAAAGCAGCUGCUUCUAAAUCUGUGUGGCAUCGAAAUACAACGCUAUACACCAGAACUCUUUAUCACAGUCUUGGGAUUUUGAAGAGGGGCAAGUCAGGCAUCCUUCAAGCCAGAUUCAGUUACCCUACUGUAGAAAGAAAAGGGGAGGGAGUGGGGAAAAGAAAGAGACAGUCAGAACAGGUUUCAAACCAGAGGUGUUGAUCAGUCGGAGGAAGAGGACGGAGGCUACUGGGAACUGCAAGUUUUGAGGGAACUGAGCCUCCAGGUGGGGAGGGCAUAGUUCAUAUUGUGUCCUGAGGCAGAUCCAGUUAACCAGGAACGAGAACAACAUCAUGUGGACACUUGCUCUGCUACCUGAGGGGAGCUCCACACCUUUGAAUCCCAGGCAAGCAGUUCCACAACCAGGCCGCCACAGAAGACCCAUGACGGCUCCUAAGCCCCAAAAAGACAAGUCGUCUAAAAGGAAGAGAGUGUUGCUGACAGUUGUAAUAGUAGUGGUGAUACUGGGCAUACUGGUCACCGCAGGCUACUUCAUUAAGGUCCUGAUCGACAGCAAAUACUUCUUCUGCAAACGCUCAGUGAAGUUUAUCCCUUUAAACAAAGCCUGUGAUGGAAAUAUUGACUGUAUUGGAGGAGAAGAUGAAAGUACUUGUGUGUCAGACUUUACAGUCAAUACAACAUUCCCAGUUCGCCUAACUACAGACCAAUUUGUCCUGCAAGUAUACAGCUCUGGCUCGGGUUGGCGGAGUGUGUGCAGCGACGACUGGACUGAACAGCACACACAGACAGCUUGCAACCAACUGGGAUACACAAAUAAACCCCAGAGCACCCAGGUCAGAGUGGACACUUUAAUAUCUUCUCUGAAAACUGGACCAUUCACAGCUGUCAUGCCUGGGACCACGACGACACCCAUACAUCAGGCUACCAUUGACAGCAACAAGUGCAGAUCUGGAUCUGUGGUCUCUUUGACUUGUUCAGACUGUGGACAUAUGGGCAAUGAAAUCCGUAUUGUUGGGGGCACCAGUGCUUUAAUUAAGGACUGGCCCUGGCAAGUUAGCCUGCAGCAAGGUGGCCAACAUACAUGUGGAGGCUCACUGGUGUCACCACGAUGGGUCGUUACUGCUGCCCACUGCUUUGCUGGCACUAAAAAGGAGCUGAGUCGUUGGAAAGUGGUGUCUGGACAGACAUACAUGAGCACAUUAGGAGGUUCUUACGUGGACAAGAUCAUCUUGAAUGGAAACUACAAUCCAGAACUAAAUGACUAUGACAUAGCACUUAUGAGGCUCAGCAGCCCGAUCACUGUGGGAGAAAAUCGAAAACCUGUUUGUUUACCUCCUAACAUGUUUGGGAUUGAUGCUGGAGCAUCAAUGGUUGUAACAGGCUGGGGAUACUUGGAAGAGAAUGGUAAGGUUUCUCCUUCGCUUCAGAAGGCCAACAUCCCUCUAUUAAAUCAGAGUAUAUGUACAAGACCCUCAGUCUAUGGUGGUUUUAUAACACCAAGAAUGAUUUGUGCUGGUUACUUGGAGGGGAAAGUGGAUGCUUGCCAGGGGGAUAGUGGGGGCCCUUUGGUGUACUUCUCUUCCUCUCGGUGGAAUCUGGUAGGAGUGGUGAGCUGGGGUGUUGGCUGUGCACGAGAGAACAGGCCCGGCGUCUACUGCAACGUGGAAGAGAUGCUCAACUGGAUUUAUACAGUUAUUGAGAAAAAUCCUUGAUGACAUCCACUGUAAAAGUAAACCACUACAAGACUCCAGUCUACUCUACCUCAGACAGACUGUGAAACUGAAAGAAAGCUUUUGUUUUGAUGUAGCUGCAUGAAAAAGGGAGAAGGACUUUGAGGGGAAAAAAAAAGUUGAAAAUGCAUCUCACCUGCAAAAUAGAUGAGCUGUCCAACAGCCAAAUGCAGAAAUGCUGCACAUAGACAUAUUUCAUACAAACUUAUUUCAGGUGUUGUUUGAACUAUUUCUGAUUCUUAUCUCAGGGGACAAGUAUAUUUAUAUCACUGACCAGUUUAACAGUUAUGGCAGAACACCCGAACACACAUGUUUUUAGUUUUUACAGUGCUGUCUUUCCACAGAUCCAAGUCACUCAUUGAUUGAGUUCUUGAAAGAAGAACAAUAUCAAGUUAGGACAGAAUGUAUGAUCUGUGAUAUAGACAUGAGCAGAGCAAAAAACUUAAUUUGGACUUUGCCAGUCUGGUAGAUAUAAUGUGCUUGAUUCUGAGUUCUAUGUGGGCUCUGACUUUAGGUGAGGGUUAUAUACUAAACUGCAAUGGAAAGAAAUGUGAAUGUGUCAUCAGUAGAGUUGUGAAAUGUGAUUCAUAUCACCAAUUUUAUGCAAGUGACGCCCACUCAGGAGUUCCACACAUUUCUGGUGCUGAUGUUCUUGAUGUGGUGUCUUCCUGUACCUACGGGUAAUCGCAACUCUCUGCAGCAUGAACGCUAUUCUUGCUUUUUAACACCGAAAGAUUCACAUGAGCACUUUAAGUGGAAAGUGAGUUACUUUAGUCAGCUCUAAGCACAUUCAUGUAACUCAUCAAAUGCACUGAUAUAUAUAUAAAAAAAGAAAAAAGAAAAAACAAUUGUUGCAUGUUUAUAAUGCCUGAUAUUGAAUUGCUGUGUAAUAAUUUGACAGACUACUCAUACUAUGGUCACAUUAAAAGUGCUGGUCACUGAAUGUUUACCUUCUUUGUUCAAAGGAUAUAUAUUUAAUUUAUCCAAAACAUUGAAUUUUCAGCAAUUAAUUUGCCAUAAUUUUGCAUUUUGCCAAUAUGUUUAAUUAUAAAAAUCCUCAUUUCACCUAAAACAAAAUGCAACUCCAUGCACAGGUUUACCCUUCUCUUCGCCUUAAAAACUUUAAAUGAGUACAAAUUAGCUUCUUAAACUAAAACAAACUGUUGUCUUAUGCUGAAUUUUUUAGUUAUAGUUAAUUGUUACAGGUGUAUUGCAUGUCUAAAGAUUUUAAUAAUGUAUGAGUGUCAUGGUGGCUAUAAAUUGCAUAUGUGGUUAAUUUUUAUGUCUGUAAAUAGUUUGUAAAUGUAAUAAUAAUAAUAAAAACUUUCCCUUGGGGAACAAUAGCUUUGUUAAAAAACGUGAUAUUCUUUGGAAAUGAAUAUACUGGCACUGGAUCUUUCUCUGUUGCAUUCACACACCCUCUGACCCAAAAGUUAACAAUAGAGCAGGGUCGAGCUUUACGUAAAACAUUAUAUAAAUUCUGAA
Molecule: messenger RNA, 3291 nt
Organism: Melanotaenia boesemani (Boeseman's rainbowfish)
Lineage: Eukaryota; Metazoa; Chordata; Actinopteri; Atheriniformes; Melanotaeniidae
Gene: tmprss4a
Product: transmembrane serine protease 4a
Exons: 13
Coding region: 409-1788 (459 amino acids)
Biological process (GO): proteolysis
Cellular component (GO): membrane
Molecular function (GO): serine-type endopeptidase activity; protein binding
Source: RefSeq, a predicted model, not a curated record